Gryllus bimaculatus (two-spotted cricket) is the source of this 471-nucleotide messenger RNA. NCBI's taxonomy places the organism in Eukaryota, Metazoa, Arthropoda, Insecta, Orthoptera, Gryllidae. The record is from the annotation of a GenBank genome assembly.
AUGAAUAUUUCAGCGGGCGGCGCCGGCGCCGGCGCCUGUCAGCGUGGGCCUGACGGCGCCGCCAGGGGCGGGAAGGAGAAGCCAAUAAAUUUGCGGGCAGUGUCAAAUGCACAGCCUUGCGUUUAUCGUAGAAAAAAGUUGGUGGCCAGCGAAGAGGCAGGCAGCGCACUCACUCCAUAGCAUAAACAUGCAGGAAAACGCAGAACUCGAAAUUUAGGUAAAUUUAAAUUGAAGAAAAAAUCAGAAAUAAUCUGCCACAAUGAAAUUAAGGGAACUGUUUGAUUUUCUAUGCAUUUAAUCGCAAUACUUAUGAAUAUUCGAAUGGUUUCUCUCGCUCUAACAUAAGUUCUAGAGUUGUCCGUUCAAAGUUAGGUUCUACUACAAAUAAAUUUAGUUUUAAAACAAUUAUUGAUUACAAAGUGGAGAUAUUCUUCACGGGUCUGUAUUUAUAACUGAUACAAGAAUAAAUAC